AUGAAGACCCUCAACAUAGACUUGAAAUCUGCAGGAGAGAAAAGACUACUGCAAUUGAAUGAGUUGGAGGAGUUUAGAAAUGAGGCUUACGAGAAUGCUAAGAUUUACAAGGAGAGAAAAAAGAAGUGGCAUGACCGAAGCUUAGUCAGAAAGGAGUUUCAACCUGAGCAACAAGUUUUACUUUUCAAUUCAAGGUUGAAAUUGUUUCCUGGCAAGUUAAAGUCAAGAUGGUCGGGUCCGUUUACAGUGGUCAAGGCGUUUCCCUAUGGAGCUGUAGAACUGAAAGGAGAAGGUCUAGAAACCAUUAAGGUUAAUGGACAGCGUUUAAAGCUCUACUUGGGAGGUAAAAUUGACCAGGCCAAGUCCACCAUUAUUCUGGCGCCUCUCUAA
Messenger RNA from Cannabis sativa, 390 nucleotides. RefSeq lists its product as uncharacterized. The record is from RefSeq and is a predicted model, not a curated record. Bases 1 to 390 code for a protein of 129 amino acids. Lineage: Eukaryota; Viridiplantae; Streptophyta; Magnoliopsida; Rosales; Cannabaceae. The transcript has a single exon.